UGGUUGGUUGGUUUUUCAGGACGGACCACCACCGCGGAAAGUUGGUUAGGCCAAGCCUAGGCCUACUUGUUUAAUAAUAAUUCUUCAUUGCAGUUCAAUCCUUCCUAUGCUGUAUUGUUCUUUGGUUUACAGCAGAAAUCAAUACUCAGAGUCAAUCCGUCGGCUGGAGAAGAACCUAUCUGACUGCUACUAGCGCAAGUUUGCCCAUUAUUUCUUUAAACCUGGAUCAAUUGCCACUAAUAAAAAGAUCGAGAAGAUGAGCUCUGAUUAUCCAAAUAAGAUCGUCACCGCUGUCAUUGUUGGUGCUGGGAACAGAGGACAGAUUUAUGCAUCUUUUGCAAAGGUGCAUCCGCAGAAGUUCAAGGUAGUGGCAGUUGCUGAUCCAAGAAAGUUUGCACGAGCACUUAUACAAAAGGAGUAUAAUCUCCAAAACAACCAUGUUUUUGAAGAUUUUCAAGAUAUUUUAAAGCUUGACAAACUUGCAGACUGUGUUGUUAUAGCAACUCCGGAUACCCUACAUAAGGAACCUGCUGUAGGGUUUGCUAAUAAGGGCUACAAUGUGCUACUAGAGAAACCAAUGGCUGUAACAGAGGAAGAUUGCAAAGCAAUUUGUGCUGCUUGUAAAAAAAAUAAUGUCAUAUUGGCAGUUGGACAUGUUCUUCGGUAUUUCCCACCAUUUCAGAAGAUCAAGGAACUAAUAGAUAGUGGUAUCAUUGGUGAAGUCGUAAACAUCCAACUUCAUGAACCGGUCGGAUGGUUUCACUUUGCUCAUUCAUACGUCCGUGGCAAUUGGAAUCGAGAGGAUAACUCUACAUUUGUUUUAAUGGCGAAGUGUUGCCAUGACAUUGACCUCCUCGUUUGGUGGCUUGGUGAUCAAAGAUGUACCAAAAUCUCAUCUUUUGGAUCUCUCUUUCACUUCAGGAAAGAUAAGAAGCCUGAGGGCGCUAGUUCUAGAUGCUUGGAUUGCAGUGUGGAAGGGGACUGUGCAUACUCUGCCAAAAAAGUGUACUUAGAACGUGUAAAACAGGGUAUGACUGGUUGGCCUGUAUCUAUAAUUUGUGAAGAACCCUCUAUUAAGAGUGUAACAAAAGCAUUGAAGGAAGGUCCAUACGGAAGAUGUGUUUAUGAUUCUGACAAUGAUGUCUGUGACAACCAGGUAGUGAAUUUGGAAUUUGCCGGAGGACAAACUGCAAGCUUUUCUAUGGUAGCUUUCACCGAGAAAGUCUGUGAACGCCAAGUCAAAAUAUUUGGAACAAAGGGUGAAUUGACUUACAAUGGAUCUGGUCCAGUAUAUCGAUUUGAUUUCAACUCGAAAGAGAUAUCAGUACACUCUGCGGCGCCCUCUACCAUAAAUGCUGGCCAACUCUCUGGACAUGGAGGGGCUGACUAUUACUUGAUUGACAGUUUUGUUUGUGCUGUUGCUGAAAAUGAUACUUCGAAAGUACUGACAGGGCCAGAUGUCUCCCUCAGAAGCCAUCUGUUGGUCUUUCGUGCUGAACAAGCUAGACAGGAGAAUCGUGUAAUCUUUCCACAAGACCACCAUUAACUUUCAUUGUGUAAACAAUAACAAUUAAAUAUAAUUAUAUUUUAAUUAAUUAUCAAGAUGUGUAUAUAUAGAUAACACUGUACAGUAUUAAUAUUUAGGUGCAUUAAACACUUGAUUAAUUAUGUGAAGGUGCCAUAUAUAGAUAUUAUAAUACUCUAAUAUUUAUUAGUCUGAAACCUCUAAAAAAAUUUCAAAAUACAACCAUUAUUAAGCCUAAUUUUUGAUAAUCCUUUACAAUAAAUCCAAACGAAGAAUAAUGAUCUACUUUUUGACUGGAGUUUAAUAUAAUCAUGAAUGCAAACACAUUAUUAUGUAUUUCACUGGGCAGAGUAUUAAAAUUUGCUUAUAUUAAACCACUAAGAAACAUACGUGAUCAUGGGUAAUACAGGAGUGAUACAAGUCAUCAUGGAUAUUUUUAGCCCUUCAACGAAAAGUGGCUUUCGUUGAAGCACUAUGCUUGAUACGAUUAUGACAUCAUGUGUUGCUAUUUGAGAACUCAUUUUAUUAUUUAUCCAUUUGUUUAUUUUGUUUAAUUUAAAUAUUAUUAUUAUUAUUAUAUAAUUAUUAUUAUUAUUGAUUGUUGAGAAGGGUUUCUGAGGUGGCGUUUAUUUUUUUGGUGUAAAAUGAAUAUGUAUUAUACUCAAAUAUACACCCCUUAUUUUUGCUGUAAAUGUGGAACUGCAACAGAUAAUUACUGUCAAAUGUGUUUUUGUGUGAUCAUAAAGCACAUUAAUACAAUAAAACAAGAGAUACUGUGAA
Molecule: messenger RNA, 2305 nt
Organism: Anneissia japonica
Lineage: Eukaryota; Metazoa; Echinodermata; Crinoidea; Comatulida; Comatulidae
Exons: 12
Coding region: 257-1546 (429 amino acids)
Molecular function (GO): nucleotide binding
Source: RefSeq, a predicted model, not a curated record